CAGGAAGAACAGAAGGAAGAAGAACAAAGUAUCGCCAGCGAAGGACGUCCUAACAACAGCAUGGCAGAGUUCAUCACAAGAAGUACCGGAACCGUUGAAUAAUCAAUCGUCGAUACCAAAGGUCUGUGACGAGAAAAUCGGAAAGAACGUCAACGAUUUGAAAUCGGAAGACGAUUUUAAGAAGACGAAGAGGAAACCGACCAAUGAUGAUGAGGAUGCAACGAGAAGUGGGACAAAGUUUGCCGAUAGAGUGUACAAUGUCAUCGAUAAGUUGGAGAAGGUCAGGAUAAAGGACGAUAUGUAUUUAGCUGGUGAUUUCAAUUCCGAGGACUUGGAGAGUGACUUCUUCUACAGCUCUGAUGAUAUGGAAGACUUCUGCGAUGAUACAACAUCCGACGCCGACGAUUCCGGCGACGAGUGCUACGGGAGUCUACCCCCGGAGCCUCGUUUCGGGAACGUCGAGUACAAACUGCAGCUGGUCUCGCCGUGCGAGCGACGCUUCCAGCACCUGGUGACGCAACUGAAGUGGCGGCUGCGCUCGGGCGGCGGCGCGGUGGUGUACGUGGUGGGCGUGCGUGACUGCGGCGCGCUGCGCGGGCUGCGGGCGGGCGCGCUGCGGGACAUGGCGCGCGCGCUCGGCGCCGCGCUCGUGGGCGCGCGGGCCCGCCGCGUGGUGCCCGCGCGCGCCUUCGCCGAGGUGUACAUCCGCAAGCUGGCGGACACGCAGCAGAACGUCGAGCUGCGGGUCGCGGUGAUGGGGGCGAACGAGGCGGGCAAGUCGACGCUCAUAGGCGUUCUCACUCAAGGUGAACUCGAUAACGGUAGAGGGAGCUCUCGCCUGAACAUGUUCAGGCAUUUGCACGAAGUGAAAAGUGGUAGGACGUCCUCGCUCAGCCACGAGAUACUCGGCUUCGAUGCUCAGGGUAAUGUCGUCAACUACGGUUGUUCCGAGCUGAUGACAGCGGAGCGCAUCGGAGAGAGCAGCGCCAAGCUGGUGUCUUUCCUGGACCUGGCGGGCCACAGCAAGUACCAACGCACCACGCUCCACGGGCUCACGGGUUACUCCCCGCACUACGCCAUGCUCGUUAUUUCGGCAACAGCCGGUAUAACUCGCAUCACAGAAGAACACAUCGGUCUUCUGCUGGCUUUGGACAUGCCGUUCUUCGCAGUCAUCAACAAGUGUGAACUGGUUAGCAACAUUAAUGCUGUUGUAGCGAGGCUGGCUCAAUUGUUGGAACCCGCUAAUAAGAAACCGCUGUUAAUAACUGACGAGAAUAUGGCAAGGAACUGGGUUGCGCCGCAAAAGUCGAUACUGGACACCAUAGACAAUGUAGACGAGGAAAUCAAAAAGGAUGAGGAGGUGGCCGUGUUCCCGGUGAGCUGCGUGCGCGGCGCCGGUCUCAACGCGCUGCACGCGUGCCUGCUGGUGCUGGCGCCGCGCCGCGACCUGCAGCACCCCGAGGACGAGGCGUGCGAGUUUCAAAUAGACGAAAUUUUCCACGUAGGGGACUCGACGGGGCCCGUCGUGGGGGGACUGCUCGCGCGAGGGCGACUCUACGAGGGCGACGAACUUAUCAUAGGACCUCUGGAGUCCGGCGAGUUCGCGGAGAUAUCCGUGCGCACGAUAUACCGCAACCGCGUCACGUGCGGCAGCGUGCGCGCGUGACAGUCGGCGUCGCUGGGCCUGGGUCGCUUCCCGCCUGGACUGCGGCAGGGCAUGGUGCUGCUAGCGCGGCCGGGGGGCUACGCCGCGGGACUAUCAGAAGUAGUCCACUCGUCGCAAGCUUCGGAGAAGAAUCGAAAGAACGCGAGGAGACAGAACAAGAAUAUCCUCCAGGACAUCGCCAACGUGAAGAACAACCUCACGAAGACAUUGGACACCAAGUGCACGAACGACAAGUGCGUGUGUGACGACCUGGUGUUUCUCGAAGAUCCAAACGACCCUAGACGCUGUAUAUACUUUCAGGCAUCCGUGCAUGUCCUGAGACACUCCACGGCCAUCUACCCAGGGUUCCAGUGCUCUGUGCAUGUCGGGAACGUGCGUCAGACGGCCAUUAUCGAGGGUAUAAUGUCUCCGAACAACGUGCUGAGGGCGGGCGAGGGGGCCUCCGUGCUGUUCAGGUUCGCCCGCUGACCGGAGUACCUCGUGCGGGGCCGCCGGCUGCUGUUCACGGCGGGGCUGGGGACCAGAGCCAUCGGCCGGGUCACGCAAACCUUCCCGUACAUACCAUGAGUUCUAUAGAACACGGCUCCAAUGUAAAAUUCGAGAUCUCUCUAGAAUAUUCUAGAUAAAUUAAAUAUAUUAAUUGUA
This is a messenger RNA of Nymphalis io (European peacock), 2311 nucleotides long. Its product is annotated as GTP-binding protein 2-like. The record is from RefSeq and is a predicted model, not a curated record. The transcript has 16 exons. Lineage: Eukaryota; Metazoa; Arthropoda; Insecta; Lepidoptera; Nymphalidae. Gene Ontology annotation, molecular function: translation elongation factor activity; GTP binding; GTPase activity. Gene Ontology annotation, biological process: translational elongation.